Messenger RNA from Danaus chrysippus (African queen), 3402 nucleotides. The record is from the annotation of a GenBank genome assembly. Lineage: Eukaryota; Metazoa; Arthropoda; Insecta; Lepidoptera; Nymphalidae.
AUGCCGAAACGUAUACCCUUCCACAUAGUUUACGCAACCAGUGAAGACAGUUCAUAUCCAGCAUGCGAGUUGAACGCGCAGGGUCCCGCGGCUCGUGGGUGGCGCAGCGCCGGCCCUCCGCCCCACGAGCUACUGCUACGCCUCACUGCAGUCACCAGCAUACACAAACUACAGCUUUUAGCUCAUCAUCAGCUUAUACCUGCUUGCGUAGAAGUGUUAGUGUCUGGUGGCCUGCUGUCAGAGGGAGCGGCGACACCGUGUGGGGCAACUUACACUAGUGUCGGUAGAGUGACACUCGCUAAACCUGCGCCACAAGCACGCACUAGAGAACUAAGAUCAGCUGCUCUGCCUGAACCAACGGUAGCACGUUUCGUAAAACUGAGACUAUCUGGACCACAUCCACCAGCGAAAGAUGAUGAGCAGGUUGCAUUAAUGGCUGUAAACGUUCUUGGUGAUGAAGUUGAAGACGUCGCCAAAUCGUUGCCAACAACAAAAGCUGAAGUUUGUUUCUCGCCUUACGAUGACCUGGCGUUCGUUAUGUAUGUGGACAAUGAAAUUGCUGAUCUCGUUCGUAAUUUGGAUGAGAAAAAAAAGGCAGCUGUAUGUGAAGAACGCUUUGAAUAUGCACGACGACUCAAAUCAGCUGGCCAAGCUUUAGCUGCUGCGGGCAUCAGGAUUGGAAGGUGGAGACUUCGCAAAAGAACCGCUGCAGCUCGGGAUGACUUUGAAUUAGCGCGACGGAUGAGAGACAGAAUAGCAGACGCACUGAUAGGCGUUCAAGAAGACCCGGAGUUGAGGAGACUGUUUGAAGAUGAUGGACCGGACACUCGCAAUGACUCUUCUAUGCCCCAAGCUUAUGACUUCUCUCACCACUUGUCGCCGUCUGUGGCUAUGGGAGUUCAUAGCGUCGACAUUCCCUCGCCCGUACCGCCGAUAGAACAUUUACCAGAGAACGAAUUCAAUGGAGAUCACAUCGACAGCCAUCAUAUACUCGCUUCACCCGUCCAUAUUCUUGAAGAUGAAACAGAAGUACCAGAAGAACCAGCCCAACCAGAUGAACCGAUCCAAGAAGAUAAAACUGAAGUUCAAAAGAUAGAAGAAGAUUUAAGAAAGGAAACUGAAAGUCCCCGUAGAAGUAUAACUCCUACUGCUUCUAAUGGUAAUAGAGCAUCAGAAUUAAGUUAUCCAGGUACAUUAGUUAGACGAAGAAACAAGAGUGCUGGUCCUAGGUCUACUUUUGAAGCUUAUGAAGAAAGAUUGUUGCCUGCACUCAGACAUUCGCAUACAAACGAAUACCUCCGUGAGGCCCGUGAAGAAGACUGUACAGGAAGCUCUUCGUCACAUCCCCGCGUAGUACACAAGUUGAAUGAGAGGGAACGAAAACAGGCCGCGCUACCGAUACUUAUAUUUGGAUAUCCUUUGGUUGAAAAAUUCUUCUCCAAAAGCUACUUGGACAAGGAAGAAGGUCUGGCGCGUCUGCGAGCCGAGUUGACAUCACCAUCGAAUGGCAGCACCAAGACGUCUCCGAACAAAACAGCGCGAGCAGCAGCUACUUUACUCCAGAGAGUUCUGAGGGACAAAGUAUUCUCAGUCUACAGUCAAGCCAAUGAAGUUGUCAGAGUGCUGUUCAAAGAAUUCGUUCCUGAAAGGGUUUGCGCAGCGGAGGUAGGUCGAUGUCUGGACAAACUUCUCCCUGAACUGCUGCGUGCUUGCGGGGACCCAGCCCCACGCGUGCAUUCAACAGCUCAACACACCGUGCUCACAGUAGCUGAUUGUCCUUUAGUCAGAAGCCUGCACACAAUUCCACAACAGCUUGUUCGACCUGUAGCUGCUUCCAUGCAUCCUCGACUAGCUCUCUCUCGUCUUCAGAUGCUGGAACAACUCAUCCUGAGCCAUGGAAUCUCUACCGACAAGAAUAGUGGUCUGACGGUGCGUCGUUUAGCGGAGUGCGGCGCUGCAGGGGCUCAACACGCAGCCGGCUCAGUGAGAGCUGCCGCUGAAAGAAUUCUCUUAGCAGCAUACGCUAGAUCCCCUAGAGUUGUCAGAGCUCAACUUCCACCGGACGAUGCGGUCACCAGAAGAAAUCUAAUAUACAGACACCUCUUUCAACAAUUCGAUAGAAUUGAUAUGCAGAAAAUGCUAAAUCAAGCACCCACGGAAGAACAACUCCUUAAUGGAGAUCAGUCAAUUGCUGAUUCUAACUUAGAAGCUAGUGUAACACAGUCUACACGAAGCGGGACUACGGUUAGUGGCAUGACUACAUCUUAUGGAAUGACAUCUUCUAUGGAUGCCACAUCAUCUUAUAGCUUAAAAUCUAGUACCAGUGGUGGCACCCUGGCUCCUUCCAGCCUAAGUGGAAGUUUUACGACGUCGAGAACAAAAAGCAGUUUAAAAAAGACACCAACUAAAAAAUAUACACCGACUAAAUCUUCCAAAGACGCUUCGAAUUAUCCUGGCUACAACAAACUAAGACUUGACAGUGCCAUCAGUCCAAAACAUUCCCCACGAUCAUCAGUUGGUGGGAAUGAAAAGGUCCAUUUCCAGGAACGUCAAACGGAGGAAGUUGUGUUCCGUCGUACGAAUAAGAACUUAGAAAACCGCCAUUCCAUGAUCCACUAUGAUCAUGACUUGUCUAAACCUCAAUUGAAAGAGCGUCCAGUCACAGUUUACGAACCUCUGCACUUAGAGUAUAGAGACUCCCCUACUAUAGGCUCGCCGAAGAACUCCAAAAAUGACAAUCGAAGCAUGGAUUCCCUUCCCAUGGAUUCGCCUCAAAUGUCGAGAAACGAUAUGAGAUGUGAUUCUGAUAGCAGGAGUUUGGAUUCACCGAAAUUAAAGGCUGAUUACUUUAGAGAUGUGGGCUUGGAAUCCCCAAAAUUAGUAGCCGGCGUUAGAAAUUUGCAUUUGGAUGAACAGAGCCAGUUGGAUGAAAGUGGUUAUUAUAGUCCAGGACGAAGACAGCAGACGCAAAACAAUGAGCAAUACGAAGCUUACGAAGGAGUAGCAGCUGAUGCUAGCAGUGAAACAACGCCGGAGCCAGUAACAAGCACAUCUUGUACCUGGUGUGGAAGACGCGUGCGCACUGCUGCAUUGGAGGCACACUACUGGCGAAGGUGUGUGCUACUCGCUCGGUGCCCACACUGUCAUCUCGCUUUAGAAGCACGGGCUCUACACUCGCAUUUAUUAGAAGAAUGUUCUCUUAGCGAAGGCUUGUGGAAGGCGUGCCAGAAAUGUGGAGCGGCUUUACGUUCAGACGAAAGUGAAUAUCACGUCAACUGCACACCUUUAGGCCUAGACGAGUGGAAGUGUCCAUAUUGUUUGACCAACAUCUUAGCUCGAGACCUUCCUUGGCAACGUCAUCUGAUGCAAUGUCCUCGCAACCCGCGACUAACCCAACAUUAA